Messenger RNA from Aspergillus ibericus CBS 121593, 1249 nucleotides. RefSeq lists its product as uncharacterized. The transcript has 6 exons. Bases 1 to 1110 code for a protein of 369 amino acids. Lineage: Eukaryota; Fungi; Ascomycota; Eurotiomycetes; Eurotiales; Aspergillaceae. The record is from RefSeq and is a predicted model, not a curated record.
AUGGAAGUGGUGUGGAAAGAAGCAUUCCCUCCCGACAACACAGUCAACUUGAGGGCAUCGCGGGUACCGUCGAUCAUUGCAUGUAACACGGUUCUCCUGGUCAUCGCGACCGGUGGAUUGCUGGUCCGUCUGUUUGUGAGAAUCCGAUAUCUCACGGGCCUCAGUCUCGACGAUCUACUAUGUGCCAUCAGCUGGGUCUUUACCUUUGUCCUGUGUUUUGUGUGUAUCUGGAUGACCCGAUAUGGCUAUGGAAGGCACAUUGAGACGGUGCCCGACAUGGAGACCCGUGAGAUGUUCCUCAAGCUGGAUUUCGUCAGUAUGAUCGCCUACCUUCUUGCCCUCGGCUUCAUUAAAGCCUCCUUCUGCCUCCUUUACCUGCAGAUCUUCCCCGGGAAAGGGUUCCGUAUCGCUUGUUGGAGUCUAUUGGCGCUUGUUGUGGGUGAAACCAUCGAAGAGACUUUCGUCGUGAUCUUUCAGUGCUCGCCCAUCCACAAAGCAUGGGACGCCGGCGGUAUGGUCCAGGGCAAAUGCCUAUCUCUCACGGCCUUCUACUACAUCUCUUUUGGGAUCCGUCUGGCUACCGACCUGGCGCUUUUUGCCCUUCCAAUCCCUAAACUGGUGCGGUUGAACAUGACGAUGGGUAAACGAGCCGGGCUGGUGAUGAUGUUCGGUCUGGGUGUCUUGAUCUCCCUGACGAGUAUUAUCCGUGCGACCUACAUCAGCAACUUUUCCGAUGAUCACACUUGGACGCUAGUCAACACGCUCAACUGGUCCAGUGUAGAAGUCGCCGUCGCUAUCUUUGUCGCCUGCAUUCCCUCCUUCAAAUCGCUUAUCACCUUCCGCUUCCCAGAACUGCAACGGCUGCUCGGGUUUUCCAGCAAGAGCGACUCCACUGGCCGGUCGAGGAUAUACGGCACGUCGACUCGUCGGACCAACAAUGGGCGCUCCAUCAUGGGGCAUCAUAGUAUCAAGCUGAAUGCCAUAAAUACUGUGACAGCACAGAGCCAAGUGGAUGUCGAAGCGAGUCGCAACGGCUCGGAAGAGCGCAUCAUCCCUACCAACUCCGGCAUCCACGUCACCACCGACGUGAGCGUGAAUGAGAGUGAUUGACGAGUUGGUCCUGCCUUUUUUCCUAUGUCCAUAGCCAACGUUCCCUACUUCCCUAUCGACUAUGAUUCAAUAUAUAUCUUGUCCGCCCUGCCUGAUGCGAUGUCUAUGCUUGCAAAAUCCCCGAUUCAGCUCACGCACA